This is a messenger RNA of Caenorhabditis angaria, 960 nucleotides long. Lineage: Eukaryota; Metazoa; Nematoda; Chromadorea; Rhabditida; Rhabditidae. The record is from the annotation of a GenBank genome assembly.
AUGGAUACAAUUAAAACUGUUAAAGUUGUGGUUGUCGGCGAGUCGGGAGGUUUGUGAAAAGGGAAAACGGGGCGAGGGGAGGGGUGUAAUUUUUUAAAAUUCAUUAGCCAAGUUGAGCUAUAGAACUCGGAAAAAUGAUUCAUACUUUCAAGCGGUGUCCAGAGCAAAAAAAAAUUGAAAAAUGGUCAAAGCUAUCCCGAAAAGGGAGGUGAGACCUUUUGGUAAUUCAGUUCAAAGUUCCUAUUUCCAGCCGGAAAAACCGCACUUCUGACCAGUUUUCUGGAAAAUACCUUCGAAGCUGACCCUCUUACAACAAUCGGAAUCGAUUUCAAACACAAAAUAGUUCAACUAAGCGACGGUUCUUCAAUUCGUCUACAACUUUGGGACACGGCUGGACAAGAAAGAUUCCGCCAACUGGCACCUUCUUAUAUCCGAAGUUCAAGAGUUGCUUUGUUGAUUUUCGAUUUAUCAGGUAAAUGUGAACAUAUUUUUCUUUGAUUCUUAUCAUUUUAAUUUUUGAGAUGAACACGCGGCCGAGCAUCUGAUUCGUUGGAAACGAAUAAUCGAUAAAGAUCGAGGACCACAUACAAUAACAAUUAUUGUUGGAAAUAAAUGCGAUCUUGUUAAUGGGUGAGAAAACUAUCUAUAUUUGAAAGAAUUAGAAUUUGAACGAAUUCAGGCGUCGCUUGAUGAAUGUGAAACAAAUCAUCAAAGAGGCCGAUCAUGAAUAUAUCGAAACUUCUGCGAAAACUGGGAAAAAUAUUAAAGAAUUGUUCUCGAUGGUGGCUUGUCAACCAUUUCCAGAACAUAAAACCAGCGAAAUUGUUUUGUGUGAGUUACACUGUUUGGAUUUUUUUUGAGAAAAAACCUUAUAACCUAUUUUUCACCCAAAAAAUACGUACCUUUCCAUUUUCAGUGAACGCUCCAAGACCACACGAAGAGCAAUCUUGCUGUAAAUAA